AUGACGUUCAAAGGUAGUGAAAAGUUUUACACAACACGGCUUAACACAUCUUCUGUCAUACCUCGUUCUUUGGUGUUCAACAAGAAUGCCGGAUGCGAUAAGUUCCUGAACAAUCGAGACAAGGAGAGCAGAAAGAUCCUGAAAGGAAUGGGAGACGUUGCCAGAUCCCUGGCUAAGUAUGCCUAUGAAAGAAAGGUCAGUCCCAAUAUUGCCAAAUCCAUUCUCAAAUAUGUUUUCUACAAGAUGUUUGAGCAGUACAGGGGCUAUCUGGGGGAUUCCGCUGAUGAACAAAACAGUGAGGCUGGGCUCGAGAUGCCAAACCUUGGAGAUACUCCAAUGAAUGUCCAAGACGACCCUACUUCUUAUAUUAUCUGA
Messenger RNA from Cylindrotheca closterium, 375 nucleotides. NCBI's taxonomy places the organism in Eukaryota, Bacillariophyta, Bacillariophyceae, Bacillariales, Bacillariaceae. The record is from the annotation of a GenBank genome assembly.